AUUAUCAAAAAAAGCUAUUAAUAUUGGGCUUGAUGCUAGUUCUAAUGUAUUAGAAGAACUUAAAAAUUGUAUGAAUAGUUUUAUCAGUAAAUAUAUACCAAAAGGUAAAGAAAAAGUGACUUGCAAAAGGAAUAUAAGUCAACAAGAAAACGAAGAUAAAAUAUCAAAUUCAAGUUUUAGUGACAAAAAAAAUUUUAUCGAAAUUGAAAAUCUAAUCAAGCACAAAAAACUUGAAAACCAACUCAGUGUCAACAAUGCUAAAACACAGAACAUAACAAGGCUAGUUGUAAA
This is a messenger RNA of Racocetra persica, 291 nucleotides long. NCBI's taxonomy places the organism in Eukaryota, Fungi, Glomeromycota, Glomeromycetes, Diversisporales, Gigasporaceae. The record is from the annotation of a GenBank genome assembly.